Neltuma alba is the source of this 711-nucleotide messenger RNA. Its product is annotated as protein DOWNY MILDEW RESISTANCE 6-like. Bases 133 to 711 code for a protein of 192 amino acids. The transcript is spliced from 4 exons. Lineage: Eukaryota; Viridiplantae; Streptophyta; Magnoliopsida; Fabales; Fabaceae. The record is from RefSeq and is a predicted model, not a curated record.
GUCGCUCUUCGUUAACCUCUCUCUAUCUUCUCUUUGCCAUCGCUGGAUGCUAUCUAUUCUUCUUUCUCAAAUAUCUGAGGCCCUCUUCCACUGCUUGUCUUCCAGCACGGCACAGAUCCUCUUCUUUGCGCAAUGGAGAAACCUGCUUCAAACUGGUACGAUGUGCAACGAGUGCCUGAGGAUUACGUGUUUCCACCAGAAAUAAGACCAGGGAGCGUCCAUGUUCCUGUAAGUGAAAGCUUCCCAGUGAUUGACCUCAGCGAAGCAGAGAAAGGUGAUCGAACCCAUACCGUGCAGAAAAUUCUCAAAGCCGCUCAAGAGUUUGGAUUCUUCCAGGUGAUCAAUCAUGGGAUACCGGACAAUCUAAUUAAUGAAACAAUGAGUGUGUUGGGGGAGUUCUUCCAGUUGCCGGCGGAGGCGAAGCAGAACUUGUCCUCACAGGAUUGGCACAAGGAUUUCAGGUUCACUUUGAACGGUGUAACUUAUGCUGCCGAGAAUGUUCAUACAUGGAGGGAAUUUCUCAAACACCCAUGUCAUCCUUUAGAGAGGUGGCAGCAUUUGUGGCCUCAAACCCCAGCGAGAUAUCAAGAGUGUAUUGGGGCGUGUUCAAUGGAAGUUAAGUUGAGUUCCAGGAUCUUGAGGUUAAUCAGUACAGUGAAGGGCUUGGACUGCAUGGCGAAUAUCUUGAGGGUGAAUAUAGCCAAACUAUGA